Molecule: messenger RNA, 1338 nt
Organism: Aspergillus clavatus NRRL 1
Lineage: Eukaryota; Fungi; Ascomycota; Eurotiomycetes; Eurotiales; Aspergillaceae
Product: putative toxin biosynthesis protein
Exons: 4
Coding region: 1-1338 (445 amino acids)
Source: RefSeq, a predicted model, not a curated record
AUGUCUUCGUCUUCACCAUCUACGACAGGGCCUUUUCGCAUUGUCGAACAUCAGGUACCAUGCCAGCAUAUCAGGGAAUAUCCCGGAGCCACAGCCAAUGAGCAGGAGGAUGUAUUGCAUUUGGCUGUGAAGCAAUACAUCCCCCUGGAUAACCCAGAUCCUCAACCUGGGGACGUCACUAUUCUCGCGACUCAUGCCAAUGGCUUUCCCAAGGAGCUCUAUGAACCACUCUGGGAGGAGAUUCACGCUCGCUCCAGGGCCAACGGAUUUCGCAUUCGGAGUAUCUGGAUGACAGAUGUGGCCCACCAAGGACAAAGCAGUGUACUUAAUGAAGAUCUCUUGGGAAACGACCCCAGCUGGUUUGAUCAUCCGCGGGAUCUCCUGCAUCUCGUCAAUGUCAAGCACAAAGAAAUGCCCCGUCCGAUUGUGGGAAUCGGUCAUAGCAUGGGCGGUGCGCAUCUGGCGCAGCUCUGUCUGAUGCACCCCCGGCUCAUUCACUCGCUAGUCCUGCUGGACCCCGUCAUCCAACGCCAGACCACACAACUCGAUCCUCUAUAUUUAGUCAAGGGCCAGCACGUCAUCGCUAAAACCACCCAACUCUCCACCUACCGCCGAGACCUAUGGCCAUCCCGCAAGGCGGCCGCGGACGGCUUCAAGAAGAACCCCUUCUACCAGACCUGGGAUCCCCGCGUCCUCGAUCGCUGGAUCAAGUACGGUCUGCGAGACCUCCCAACAGGCAUCUACCCGCUCAACGAAUCCGAGGCUCCCAAAGACGGUGACCGCCCAGUCACCCUCCGAACCACCCUGCAUCAGGAAGUCUUCACCUUCUCGCGCCCCAACUACGACGGGCCCCCGGGCAAAGACGUCCCCAUCAACAGGGUCACACAUCCCGAUCUCGACCCCACACACAUGGGCUCAUUCCCAUUCUACCGCCCCGAACCAUCCCGCAUCUUCGCUCAGAUCCAGCACCUCCGCCCCAGCGUCUUGUACGUCUUCGGCGGCAAGUCGGACAUGUGUCAUCCCGACAUGAUGGCCGACAAGAUGCAGAACACAGGCGCAGGCCUUGGUGGAAGCGGUGGUGCGGCAGCCGGACGCGUCCGCGACGUAUAUCUCGAGAAAUACGGACAUCUCCUGGCGCAAGAAGCGCCCAUUGAAUGCGGCGAGGCGACCAGCCAGUGGCUCGGUAAAGAACUACAGCGAUGGCGCAACGAGGAGCGAUUCUUCCGGGAGCAGUGGAGCAAGAAGUCGAAGGUUGAGAAAAUGACCAUCGACAAACGGUGGAAGGAACAUGUGCCAGCUCCCGUACGGCCUAAGAAGGAAUCGAAGGCCAAAUUAUAA